AUGGUGGUCAAGACGAAACCAAACCUCAACCGCACGAGACAUCUCAUCCCCUGGGAGGACGCGGCAGUGCAGCGACAUUUGGCAACACUAGGCCUGAAGCCACCAGCGUCCGCGGAAGCUGUGAAACGAGCUUUCCGUGCUCUUGCCUUGAAGUAUCAUCCGGACAAGCGCCCGGAUGACGAGAACGGCAGCACUGAUUUCCAACGAAUCAAAGACGCUUACGAUGCGCUCGCGGCGGCCGGAAUGGCUUGA
Molecule: messenger RNA, 252 nt
Organism: Symbiodinium pilosum
Lineage: Eukaryota; Dinophyceae; Suessiales; Symbiodiniaceae
Source: the annotation of a GenBank genome assembly